Messenger RNA from Cyprinus carpio (common carp), 4020 nucleotides. Its product is annotated as calpain-5. Gene Ontology annotation, biological process: proteolysis. Lineage: Eukaryota; Metazoa; Chordata; Actinopteri; Cypriniformes; Cyprinidae. Gene Ontology annotation, cellular component: cytoplasm. Gene Ontology annotation, molecular function: calcium-dependent cysteine-type endopeptidase activity. The record is from RefSeq and is a predicted model, not a curated record.
ACCUCCCUCAGACUCAGAGCACAGAGAGCUUGAAACUCGAGGAAUUAAACACACUACAGUCUCUGGAGGACUGAGGAGAAACCUGUGGACAUAUGUGUGUGUGUGCGUGUGUGCGUGUGUGUGGAGCAGUAAAUCAUAAGAAACAUCAUCUGUUUAUACCUCAUUUGAAUAUCCUUAAGCAGGAAGAGUUUUGCAGGCUAUCUCCUCUUAAAACGCACCCUUGUGCCGGAGCCGAUCAGGCAGUAAGCCGAUCCCAGCGCUCAGCUCAAUAACCUGCGUUACGAUCUCCAGACUGCGGGAUGUUCUCGUCGGUGAAGCCCUUUGAAGAGCAGCACUUCUCAGCUCUGAGGAAACAGUGCCAGCAGAACAGGACUCUGUUUGAAGACCCCAGCUUCCCCGCUGUGGACCAGUCGCUCUUCUCUCAUGGAAACCGCAUCGGGAAAGUCACCUGGAAGAGGCCGAAGGAGCUGUGUGAAGACCCGCACUUGUUUGUGAACGGGAUCAGCGCUCAUGACCUGCACCAGGGGCAGCUGGGGAACUGCUGGUUUGUGGCGGCCUGCUCCAGUCUGGCCUCCAGAGAAGCUCUGUGGCAGAAGGUUAUCCCAGAUUGGAAGGACCAGGAAUGGGACAAGCAGAAGCCGGAGAGCUACGCUGGGAUUUUUCACUUUCGGUUCUGGCGUUUUGGAGAAUGGGUGGAUGUUGUUAUCGAUGACCGACUGCCGACCGCGAACGGGAAGCUCAUCUACUGCCACUCUAACGACAGUAACGAGUUCUGGAGUGCACUGGUGGAGAAAGCCUAUGCCAAGUUGUGUGGAUGUUAUGAGGCUCUGGAUGGCGGGAACACGGCCGACGCUCUCGUGGAUUUCACCGGCGGAGUCUCUGAGCCCAUGGAUCUGCUGGAGGGGAAGUUCAUCCAGGAGCAGGAGGCCCGAAAUCAGCUGUUCGAGCGCGUGCUGAAGGUCCACAACAGAGGAGGCCUGAUCAGCUGCUCCAUCAGAGCCACGAAUCAGGCAGACAUAGAAGCCCGUUUAGACUGCGGUCUGGUCAAAGGUCACGCGUAUGCAGUGACAGAUGUGCGUAAAGUGCGUCUGGGCACCGGCCUGCUGGCCUUCUUCAAAUCAGAGAAGCUCUCCAUGAUCCGCAUGAGGAACCCUUGGGGUGAGAGAGAGUGGAACGGAGCGUGGAGCGACAGCUCAGAGGAGUGGAAGAGAGUGAGUAAGGGUGAGCGAGAGAGGUUGGGUGUGACUGUGGAAGAUGAUGGCGAGUUCUGGAUGGAUUUUGAGGAUUUCUGCAAGUAUUUCACAGACCUGAUUCUGUGCCGCAUGAUUAACACGUCGUACCUGAGCAUCCACAAGACCUGGGAGGAGGAAGUGAUGCGGGGCUCCUGGUGUCGCCACGACGACCCUUUAAGGAACCGAUCAGGAGGCUGCAUCAACCACAAAGCCACGUUCCUGCAGAACCCACAGUAUGUGUUCGAUGUGACGAAGCCAGAGGAUGAGGUUCUGAUCUGCCUACAGCAGCAGGACAAGAGAGCUAAAGAUGGCAAAGGAGAGAAUGUGGUCAUCGGCUUUGACAUCCAAAGAGUGGAGCUGAACCGGACGUACCGCAUGCACACCAUCCAGAAAACAGUGGGCAGCUCCAUCUACAUUAACUCCCGCAGCGUGUUUCUGCGCAAGGACCUGAAGGAGGGCCGCUACGUCAUCGUUCCCACGACCUUUGACCCCGGCCUGCAGGGAGACUUCCUGUUGCGCAUCUUCACAGAUGUACCUGCUGCCUGCAAGGAGCUGAUGACAGACGAGCCGCCUCACACCUGCUGGACUGGGUGUUGUGGGUAUCCCAAGCUGGUCACACAGGUGCAUGUCCACAGAGCAGAUGGACUCCAGGCUCAGGACUCCGAUGGAGCGUCCGAUCCGUACGUCAUCAUCAGCUGUGAGGGACAGAAGGUUCGCUCUCCGGUUCACAAAAACACACAGAGCCCGGACUUCGACGUGAAGGCUGUGUUCUACAGGAAGAAGCCGAAGGAGCCGAUCCGCAUUCAGAUCUACAACAGGAACCUUCUGAAGGACUCGUUCAUGGGUCAGGCGGUCCUGAGCGGCGAUCUGUCCGACCUGCAGCAGCUUCACACGCUUCGCCUGCGGGACAAAGCUAACCGGCAGAACAACGAUCUUCCAGGUCUGGUGUCAGUGAGCCUCACUACCAGCGACGUCCUGACCAACAUCUGAGCGCUUCACGCCGACUGCAGUGGGCUUUUAAGCCUGCUCUGUGUCUGUGAUUAAUCCUGGAGUACUUUACACACUUGAUGUGUUGUGUUACACUUAUACUUACAUGCUCUUUAUUAGGGCUGGGGGGAAUCAAUGCCUCGCGAUUCAUGGAUAGAUUCUGAGAUUAUUUGGAUGCAUCAGUGUACAAAUGUAAUGUACUUUCACCUUGACUUUUAUGCUUUUAUGAUGUAAACACAGCCCACUAUGAACACCCUUUAAUUAGCUUCAAACUGAUUAUUUUAUGUUCUGUAACAAGUUCCUGUGUGUCAGGAACUGGACGCCAGCACAGUACGGCUGUUUCUAAAGCAUGCAGCUGUUAAAAACUAAGCUCAGAAUCGAUUCACGAGAGAAUUGCGAUGCAUUCCGAUAAUCUCAGAAUUGAUGCAGAAUAAUUACUUGAUUCGUGAUGCAUCGAUUCAUUGUCCCAGCUCUACUCUUUAUCUGUUUGGAGUCCUUCGGGAAUGUUUCUUGCAAGUGAAUUCACUUGUUUACAAGCACUUUUUAUAACCUAACAAGAGACCGUUUGGCCAAAAAUAAAAUUCUGCGAUCAUUUACUUACCCUCUUCUGUUGGACAUAAAGGAAGAAAUUUUGAAGAUUGUUGUUAACCCACGGUAGCCACUGACUUUCAUAGUAGAGAAAAAAAUACUAUGAAAGUCUAUGGGUACCGUCAGCUGUUUGGUUACCAACGUUCUUCAGAAUAUCUUCUUUUAUGUUCAACAGCUAAAAGAAAUUCAUACAGGUUUGGAACAGGUGAGUAAAUGAGAGAAUUGUCAUUUUUGGGUAAACCGUCCCUGUAAAGGUCUAAUUUUCUGCUAUAUACUGUAUACGUAUAAAUCAAGAUAUUGUAGGACAUGCAUUAUGAAUUAACAUGCAGUAUAUGCAUGUAUCUAAUACCACUAUCUAUUAUUCAGGUAUGUAGUUAUGAAUUCAGUUUUAUAUUCUGUCUGUAGUCAUGUUUUGACCUUUCAUCUGAAAUGGAGGGUAAAGGGCUUCUUCUCUUUAAAAUGUUUACACUAAAUGUUGGAAUAUGGAGGGCAUUCCUGUUUUUCUCUUUCAAAUAUUUGCAUUGUCUUGACCACAUGUUGAUUUUAUCACGCUUUUGUUAAAGGAAACAUUUCUCCAGAUGAUGAGGAGUUUUAUCCAGUGUUCAGGAUUCAUUUAUGUCUCUAACAUGGUGUUUGAAGUGAAUAUAUCAGACAGACUCUGUUUAAGGAAUGCAUGAUGAGUAUAAAUCUGUUUCAGAGCCAUAACGGUGAAUAUAAAUGCACUUACAAAUAUUGUUUACUAUGUGAGCAUCACUUGUGUAAAGACUAAUUCUGGCCACAAGGUGUCAGUAUGUCAACAGUAGAAGAAGCAGGUUUAUUUCUAUUUCAAGUGGUAAUAUGUAAUAUGAAAAUCAUUUUCUGCCUUGAGAAAAACAAACUUGAAAGAUGUACGUCAUAAAGCCAAAUUCUGCAUUAUUCUCCUCUGUUUUUACCCUAAUAGCAAAUGCCAAGAUGCUUUUUAGAUGUGAAAUAUGAGAAUCUCAGUACAACUGUGCCAUUUUACGAUCACUAUGAACGAUUUGUGUUUUAUCUUUUGUUCUUUUUCCGUUUCUUUGUGUGUAAUGCCUGUUGUUUACAGAUGAAGAUGUGCCUUAUCAGAACAGGUAAAAUAGCCAAAGAAAUCUUCAUCAUAUUCUGGGACCUAUCUUUUUGUAUAUUGAGAUUGUUUCUCUCACUGUUUCAUAAAAUCAAAUAAAGUUUCAUUUAAUGUUGA